GCUAAGAUCCUCGUCUUGCGAAUUGUCACCACAAUGAUACUCGCAACUGCCGUCCUCACAGAAGUUACACAAUGGCUUUCCACUGCACACAAGACUAUGCCCCAAUCCAGUGAUAUAUGUCUCAUCCAUCUACUUCCCAUCGCUCUUUUGAUUGUCACGGCUACCAUCUAUCAUGCACUCCGUCCUAGAAAUGUAUACCUUGUUGACUACUCUUGCUUCCGGCCAAGCUCCAGCUUUAGAUACCCAAAGGCAACCUCCGUCGAGCAUGCACGACUUUCACCUUUGAUUGAUGAUUCUACUGCCAACUUCAUAGCUAGUAUUCAUGAGCGCUCAGGCAUGGGCGAUCAAACAUAUUUCCCACCAGUAGUUAUGCACAUGGAGCCAUAUUGUGGGCUUGAUGAAGCACGCACCGAAGCAGAGUUGGUCGUCUUCUCAGUGAUUGAUGACCUUCUAGCCAAGACGUGCAUCAAUCUUGAUGCGGUCGGUGUUCUUAUCACCAACUGCAGCUUAUUUUGUCCGGUACCAUCCAUCGCCGACAUGAUUGUAAAUAGAUACAAGUUACGAGGUGAUCUCCGCGUCAUGAACCUCUCUGGGAUGGCAUGCUCUGCAUCGGUGACCGCAGUGGGGCUCGCGAGCAACAUCCUGCGGUUCAUGCCUUGGGGGUCAUACGCGUUGGUGGUGUCAACGGAGAUUGUUGGCCCAUGCUACUAUGUGGGAAACAAGCGUUCCAUGCAGCUGACUAACCUCUUGUUUCGUAUGGGCGGUGUCGCCAAGCUUUUGUCGACUUCCAGGUCCAAGGCUCGGUUUCGGCUUGGGCAUUUCACGCGAACGAUCACGGCGGCAAGCAACACUGCCUACCGGUGUGUGUAUCAAGAAGAAGAUGAGAAGGGAAACCUGGGGAUUGCACUCUCUAAAGACCUUAUGGCCGUCGCUGGUGAUGCACUCACGGCUAAUAUCACAUCAACCGCACCUCUUGUCCUACCAGCAUCAGAGCUUUCCAAGUUUUGGCUCUUCUGCAUGGCGAAAAAGGUACUUCAUUGGAGGAAGAUCAGACCAUACAUCCCAAACUUUUCUGUUGCAUUUCACCAUUUCUGUAUCCAUGUCGGUGGGCCGGCGGUUAUCACCUCAGUACAACAUGGUCUCGGUCUAUCAGACAAGCAUGUUGAGCCAUCACGAAUGACACUACAUCGGUUUGGAAACCAGUCGACCUCAUCAGUGUGGUAUGAGUUGGCAUACAUUGAAGCUAAAGGUCGGAUGAAGAAAGGCAACAAGGUGUGGAUGAUUGGCUUCGGUGCAGGGUAUGAAUGCAACACCGUUGGGUGGAUGUGUAUACAGCCAUCUUCUGGAGCGGAUGGACCUUGGGCUAGCUGCAUCCAUCGUUACCCAGUGGAUGUCUCCAACAAAGUUUAAACUAAGAGGUUAAUCACAUCGACAUAAUAUACCACUACUACUACUACAUCAACAUCUAGAAGAGUAAAUAGUAUGAUAAUCUAAUAAAAGGACACCACUCCUCCACUCCAUUGCCCAAAAGCCUAUGGUCGUGUUUAGAGAGGGCAGAAUAGUCAUAUGUUGGGCACUUUAGAGAUUAUCCAAGCGAAUGUUUUUCUCAAAGUCAUUGUAUCGGCUUUGCUAGUUGCAAUGUAUAAGUUGCUUGAGAACUCCCUGUCUCUAAUUCGAUUUCCGAAAAAGUGCAAUUUAAGAAAGUGUUAGUUGGUGAAAAACACCAAUACGCCAUGUAUAUUUGGAAUCUUGGAUGGAGGGAGUGGCGCUGCGAGAGGUUGAUGAUGAUGUGUGGCGAGCAUGAGGACGCAUGCAUACUGUGUAGACUGGGUCGACUAACUAUUUUUUUUCUCUGUGCAAAGGCCGAAGGUCAGUAUAUUAAGUACAACAGGUCCUUGUAAACACACUCAUACAAAAAGAUAAAUUACAAUGAAAUUCUUGGGGGUGCCGAAGUCUUCGUCCUUCUGGAUCCACCGGUGACACGCCGAAGCUCGGUCCCGCUUUUCGGCCUCCGCCUUGACCGAGUAAAUUUUAAUAAAACCAUGAACUUAUAGAAUCUGCGGCCGAAAAGUCGUCGAUGCAGAUCAUAAGGCGCCGGAGGCCGUGAUUCUACGAACCAAAUCACUGCCUUGGAGAAGGAAACGACAAUAAAGGCUUAUAAAAACUCUGAAGACCCAUCAGAAACCUAAACCGACUGGAUCCCAGAAGACCCAUCGAAGACACGGCUCCGCCUUGACCGUUGGCAGCAAGCACACUAACAGAACAGGAAAAGGGUAGGGAGAACAUUAUUCCUACACUGGGACAAUGUUGCCGCCUCGCCACCCCCAAACCAAACAUGAAGACUCCGUGAGGAAAACUUAAAAAAAAUCACCCAUGCUACUACAUGAUAAGUUUGAGUAUGAUGUUGAGCUCGCCGCCAUCUAGGAACGUGUGCCGACACCCUCUUCUUGGGUGACCUAGACAGGCCGGGGCGCCGUUGAAGAUCAUCACACUGGAUCUCUCCGCCCGCCGCCAGCUUCGGCAACACCGCCGUCGAGCACAGCGACGCGGAUCACUCGAACAUGCAUCUCCCUCGCCUUCUCACAGCAGCCCUCCAACGACGACCAGGCGUAUGCCAAUUGGACGAUGCGAUCGUGGGGUAAGGAGUAAAUUGCACAAAACCAUCACUUUGAGGGCUAGGUUUGCAGAAAACACUACGCUACAUUUUCUCGACAGAAAACACCACAUCUUGAGUAAUCUUUUUGCAAAAACCACUGAUUGGUAGAUUUGGCUCUGUUGAUUGCGUUUAUGACAGAUGGAGCCUGCUAGUCAGGCUGAUGUGGCACCACUUAAUGUCUCAUAUGUAACGGCGACGUUUGGUAAUGUUAGUCAUCAUGUGGGGUCCUGUGGGGUCCACUUGUCAUUGAAAGAAAAAAGAAAAACAAAUCUGGUUCGUCUUAUCUUCACCACCCAGGUCAACGCACAGGGGCACAGGGCGCGGGUGCGAACACACCGGCCCGUCCCGCCGCCGGCCGAGGCCGCCGCCGCCGUGGCUGCGUUGAGGGCCCGGACAACGUCCUCAGGCAAGGCCUUGCUGAGGCCAAUCCCCACGUGGCCGUCGCCGUCCUCGUGCUGCUGGGCUCGAUGGAUCGGACGAGACGACGAGGGCCAUUAGUGGACGCCGGCCAUGCCCACAGCAUAUUGCGCACGAGGCCCGCCUCCCAUCCCGCCUCCAACCGGGGCAGAGGCCACCAUAGCCGUUGCCGCGGAGCCCGUCCCGCCCCUGGCCGAGGCAGAGGUCAUCGCCGCCGUUGCCGCGCGGAUCUGAAGUGCAGAACGGAUGGUAGCAGCGGCUCGCUUCUUGCCGGAUCUAGGCGAGGGCGGGCUAGCGGCGGCGCUGGUCGCAGAGUUCCGAUGCUAUGGCGCUGGGCGGUGGCGGCGCUCCUCCAUGGAGCUCCA
This is a messenger RNA of Aegilops tauschii subsp. strangulata, 3438 nucleotides long. Its product is annotated as 3-ketoacyl-CoA synthase 6-like. Gene Ontology annotation, molecular function: acyltransferase activity, transferring groups other than amino-acyl groups. The record is from RefSeq and is a predicted model, not a curated record. Gene Ontology annotation, cellular component: membrane. Gene Ontology annotation, biological process: fatty acid biosynthetic process. NCBI's taxonomy places the organism in Eukaryota, Viridiplantae, Streptophyta, Magnoliopsida, Poales, Poaceae.